UAAAGAUCCCAGAAGCCACCGCGCAGCCGCCCGGCCCGCAACUAUUUCCAGACUCGGCGGGGGCAGGGGUGGGCCCAGACUCCACUUCCCGGCGGGUAGUGCGACCCUAGGGGCGGGACUUCGUGUCCCAGCAGGCUCCGGGCGGCGUGGGCCGCGGUGCCUUGUGUGGGAUGUAAGCGCGGAGGUGGGCGAGGGGUAUCGAGGCGAGGACUCUCCUUGGGGUUUGGGGGCUUGGUCUGGGUUCGCUUUCUGGACGGACUCUAGGGCCCCAGGGGCACAGUCGUAGAGGGGGCGGGGCGGCCAUUGGGGCUCUUGGGGCGCACCCCAUCGGGUACCGGGCGUCCCGAAAUUGUGGGGGACAAAAAGGCUUUGCAGUCUCGGCUGAGGGGUGUCACCGACAAAAGAGGGGAAGCCGGCCGCCGCCCGCCGCCCGCCGCCAUGGGGCUGAAGGCCGCCCAGAAGACGCUGUUCCCGCUGCGCUCCAUCGACGACGUGGUGCGCCUGUUUGCUGCCGAGCUGGGCCGAGAGGAGCCGGACCUGGUGCUCCUUUCCUUGGUGCUGGGCUUCGUGGAGCAUUUUCUGGCUGUCAACCGCGUCAUCCCCACCAAUGUUCCCGAGCUCACCUUCCAGCCCAGCCCCGCCCCCGACCCUCCUGGCGGCCUCACCUAUUUUCCCGUGGCCGACCUGUCUAUCAUCGCCGCCCUCUAUGCCCGCUUCACCGCCCAGAUCCGAGGCGCCGUCGACCUGUCCCUCUAUCCUCGAGAAGGGGGUGUCUCCAGCCGUGAGCUGGUGAAGAAGGUCUCCGAUGUCAUAUGGAACAGCCUCAGCCGCUCUUACUUCAAGGAUCGAGCCCACAUCCAGUCCCUCUUCAGCUUCAUCACAGGCACCAAAUUGGACAGCUCUGGUGUGGCCUUUGCUGUGGUUGGGGCCUGCCAGGCCCUCGGUCUCCGGGAUGUCCACCUCGCCCUGUCUGAGGAUCAUGCCUGGGUAGUGUUUGGGCCCAAUGGGGAGCAGACAGCUGAGGUCACCUGGCAUGGCAAGGGCAACGAGGACCGCAGGGGCCAGACGGUCAACGCUGGUGUGGCUGAGCGGAGCUGGCUUUACCUGAAAGGAUCAUACAUGCGCUGUGACCGCAAGAUGGAGGUGGCAUUCAUGGUGUGUGCCAUCAACCCUUCCAUUGACCUGCACACCGACUCGCUGGAGCUGCUGCAGCUGCAGCAGAAGCUGCUCUGGCUGCUCUAUGACCUGGGACAUCUGGAAAGGUACCCCAUGGCCUUAGGGAACCUGGCAGAUCUGGAGGAGCUGGAGCCCACCCCUGGCCGGCCAGAUCCACUCACCCUCUACCACAAGGGCAUUGCCUCAGCCAAGACCUACUAUCGGGAUGAACACAUCUACCCCUACAUGUACCUGGCUGGUUACCACUGUCGCAACCGCAACGUGCGCGAAGCCCUGCAGGCCUGGGCAGACACGGCCACUGUCAUCCAGGAGUCCCUGGGGCUACCCCCCAUGGCGAGACCCCUUCAGACCCUACAGAGACCCCACUGCUCUCACAGCUACAACUACUGCCGGGAAGACGAGGAGAUCUACAAGGAGUUCUUCGAAGUAGCCAAUGAUGUCAUCCCCAACCUGCUGAAGGAGGCAGCCAGCUUGCUGGAGGCGGGCGAGGAGCGGCCGGGGGAGCAGAGCCAGGGCACCCAGAGCCAAGGUUCUGCCCUCCAGGACCCUGAGUGCUUCGCCCACCUGCUGCGAUUCUACGACGGCAUCUGCAAAUGGGAGGAGGGCAGUCCCACGCCUGUGCUGCACGUGGGCUGGGCCACCUUUCUUGUGCAGUCCCUAGGCCGUUUCGAGGGACAGGUGCGGCAGAAGGUGCGCAUAGUGAGCCGAGAGGCCGAGGCAGCCGAGGCGGAGGAGCCGUGGGGCGAGGAAGCCCGGGAAGGCCGGCGGCGGGGCCCACGGCGGGAGUCCAAGCCAGAGGAGCCCCCGCCACCCAAGAAGCCAGCACUGGACAAGGGCCUAGGUGCCAGCCAGGGUGCAGUGUCAGGACCCCCCCGGAAGCCCCCUGGGACGGUCCCUGGCACAGCCCGAGGCCCUGAAGGUGGCAGCAUGGCUCAGGUGCCAGCGCCUGCAGCGUCACCACCGCCAGAGGGUCCAGUGCUCACUUUCCAGAGUGAGAAGAUGAAGGGCAUGAAGGAGCUGCUGGUGGCCACCAAGAUCAACUCGAGCGCCAUCAAGCUGCAACUCACGGCACAGUCGCAAGUGCAGAUGAAGAAGCAGAAAGUGUCCACCCCUAGUGACUACACUCUGUCUUUCCUCAAGCGGCAGCGCAAAGGCCUCUAAACUACUGGGGACUUUGGACCGCUUGUGGGAACCCAGGCCCCGCCUUUAGUCCCCCAACUCUGAGCCCAUGCUCUGCCCCCAGCCCAAAGGGGACAGGCCUUAUCCCUACCCAAACCCAAGGUUUCAGGUCCCGAGUAGAGUCUAUAUCAAACCCAUGAUUUUCUCCAGCUCAGAAUCCAGGGCUCUGCCCUAGUCGUUAGAAUGUAGGUCUCUUCUCCCAGAAUUCCAGGGUGCCAAUGGAAACCUCACCCUGGGUCUUAAUUAACAAUCUUUAAAGGCCCAGCCCCUAGAAACCCAGGCUCCUCCUCGGAACCGCUCACCUAGAGCCAGACCAACGUUACUCAGGGCUGCUCCCAGCUUGUAGGAGCUGAGGUUUCACCCUUAACCCAAGAAGCACAGGUCCCACCUCCGGCCUGGGAGCCUAGGACCACUCAGCCCCUAGGAGUGUAUUUUCACAUUUCAGAAUUCCAUAAUCUUGCGAAUCCAAGCCCUCUGCCCCAAAGAACUUAAGUUCUGCUCCAGAAUUUGGAAAUCCUAGCUUCCUCUUUCCUACCCCGAGUCUGGGACACAAAACUCCGCCCCCAGCCUAUGAGCAUCCUGAGCCCCGCCCUCUUCCUGACGAAACUGGCCCCGGAUCAGAGCAGGACCUCCCUUCCGACCCUCUGGGAACCUCCCAGAGGUCCAGCCCAUUUCGGAGCAUCCCGGAGGAAAUCUGCAGAGGGUUGGGAGUGGGUGACAGGAGCCUGAUCUUUUCCUGUUUUGUACAUAGAUUUAUUUUUCAGUUCCAAGAAAGAUGAAUACAUUUUGUUAAAAAAAAA
Molecule: messenger RNA, 3155 nt
Organism: Rhinopithecus roxellana (golden snub-nosed monkey)
Lineage: Eukaryota; Metazoa; Chordata; Mammalia; Primates; Cercopithecidae
Gene: MEN1
Product: menin 1
Exons: 10
Coding region: 439-2337 (632 amino acids)
Biological process (GO): regulation of transcription by RNA polymerase II; negative regulation of cell cycle; negative regulation of cell population proliferation
Cellular component (GO): histone methyltransferase complex; chromatin; nucleus
Molecular function (GO): Y-form DNA binding; transcription cis-regulatory region binding; chromatin binding
Source: RefSeq, a predicted model, not a curated record